CCAAAACUUUGUCAGAAAGUGAUUUUACUUUCAGCCUUGGGUUUGAUUUGACCGAGUGCCACUUUUAUUUUUCUUAAAAGCUAGGAGGGACUUGAAGCGCUCAGAGGGGUGGUUUAAAUCCCUCUGCCCACAGAAGUGGGAGCGUGGGGAGAUGUGGUGGUGGUGGGUGCCCAGUACUGGGCACAGGCAGACAAAAUCCUUUGUAAAUCCGGGUUCUGAGCUUCUGUCCCUGUCCCUUGGGUUUCACCGUGGAAAAAAUAAGAAUAAAUUAUUAAAUUCCUGCUUUUGCUUCUCCACACUGCCACGCCUGUCCCUCGGGCUUCCCCUUUAACAAAUAUCAAUAAUAAUAAAUUCCUGCUUUUUGCUUUUUGUUGUGUUGGAGCAUAACUCCCGCAGUAACCGACAGGAAGAUGGAAGCUUCGCCCCGGUAACGGCCCCAGGGGUGGCGGUGCCUCAUAGCAACGGGGCCGCACACGGGCCAGGAACGGGGAGCGGCGGUGGCGGUGGUGAGGGGGCAAGGGAGGGCCCUGGGCCCUGAGGGGAGCAGCCCUGAGGCUGCCUUGAGGCUGGGCAGCACCACUCUGAGGGUCCCCUGAGGGCUGUGGGGGCCCUGCCCCGGUGCCUUCCCCUCAGCUGCGGGGUCCCGGAGGGUCUCCGAGCCCUGUGCCCCUGGGGGUCGUGCGGGGUUGGGGAGCUUCAGUGCUGCCUCAAGGGGCUGGGGGUAGGUGUGUAUUGCACUGGGAUGGUCGCGUGCCCUCAGAGACCUGAUGGGUGGCGGGGUUUGAGGAGGGUUUGAGGGGCUGUGGUCUCCUCAGGAGCUGUGGUGGAGCUGUGGUCUCCCCUGGAGCUGCUCUGAGCCCCCUCAGUAAUCCCCAGAUCACAAAGACGGCAGCGAGCCAUACAGCUCCUGCGAAGCCUCCGAGUCCCCUGAGAGCGCUGCCAGGGCAGAGCCUAGGCAACAGUGACAGAAGCAGAGCCGCUGAUGGAAGCGGCUGCGCUGUCCCAGCCCCGUAAAUGAGAGGUGGUGCCAGGGGCAGCUCCUUGGCUCUGCCAGCAGCGCUGCUCCCCGGGGAGCCGCAGGUUGGAGGGGCUUUCCUCCUGGCCCAGGAGGGCAGCUCCGUUUACCCUUCCCCAGAGGCAAAUUUUGCUUCCGUGCGUCUCCAUUUAGUGUGUUUCUGUGAAUAAAUGUUAAUUUUCUGCUCCCUUGCAGUCACCUGUUACGACGAGAUGGCCACGCUGAGCGUGAAGCCGGGGCAGAGGUUCACUGUGCCGGACUGGCACACCAACGCCGAACUCAUCUCAGCCGAUGCCGAAAGCCAGCGUUCAGCUUCCCACCGAGUCCGGCAGGAAACCCGAGCUCUCCGCAACGAAACCAACAACCAGGCGAAAUGGGAUGAACAUGACAACCAAACCCGCCUGACUGAACGUAUCAGCAGUGUGAACAGAUGGAAAGAGACCCUGGACAAAUGCCUUGCAGACAUAGAUGAGGAAAUCGAUGCCUUAGCCAAAGUGAAGGAAGCAGCAGAACGUGCCCUCCAGGCAAAGAACUUAUCUUUGGACGUUGCCAUUGAGUGCCUGACGCUCCGUGAGAGCCGCCGUGCCAUCGACGUGGUGAGGGACCCUGUGGAAGACGAGCUGCACAAGGAGGUGAAGGUGAUAGACAAGGCCAAGAGAGAACUGCAGCAGAGGGUGAAUGAAGCCUUCGAGCAGCUCUGCCACCUCCAGGAAGCUCGCCAGCAGCUGAGCUUUGACCACCGGGGCAAGAUGGAAGCGUUGGAAAUAGAUCGCGUGUGCUUAUCCCUCAGUGUGAACUCUCCCAAUAUCUCCUUCAAGGUCAACCCAACACGUGUCCCAAACGGAUCAACUGCAGUUGAUGAGUGGGAGCAGAAUAGCCAAUACAACAAGGAUCAUGCUGAGGCAGAAAUGAAAGCCUCGACUAAGCUCCGAGAAGUGAUCAUGCUUGCCAUUGCCCAGACCAACAACGAGCUGGAGGCUCAGCGUGUAGCUACAGAGUUUGCCUUGCGCAAGAGGAUUAGAGACAUGGAGAAAGCCUACGAUGAGCUGAAAUGGCAGGAGCGAAAUACCUUGGAGGAAAUCGCUGAGAUGGAAGAAGACAUCCGACGGCUGGAGGAAGAUCUCCGAAGGAAAAUGCAAGAUCUGAAAGUAGCACACACCCGCCUGGAGACCCGCACGUAUCGGCCCAACGUGGAGCUCUGUCGGGAUCAGGUCCAGUACGGGCUAACAGAUGAGGUCCACCAGCUGGAGGGAAUCAUCCGCGCGCUCAAGCUCAAGCUGGCAGAGGCACAGGAUGCCUUGGACGCUCUAUACAGGCAGCUUUACCGCAUCCAGACAGAUAUUGGCUACAAAGCCAAUUCCCUGGUGCUGGACAACAAGUGUAUGGAUAGCCGGCGAAAACUCGUGGUUCCUGCCGAGAAAUUUGUGCCAGAGGUCGACACUUUCAACCGGACCACAAACCGUGCACCCUCCCCACUGAAGAACGGGCAGCUGGAGUUGGCUUAGCGUGCUGGGGAGUGUUGUGCAACGAGCCACGCCGAAGAGAGAGCUACCAGUGACUCAGUUCCGUAGUAGGGAAAGCGGACAUCUGUGUCAUGUUAGGAUAAUGUAAUUCUCCUCCCUCUCUCUCUCCUUAGUUUGUUAUAUAACUGUCUGUCCCCUUGCAUGAUGUUUAUAGCCUCUUGCACUCCAAGGAGCAUUAUAAACAAUAAAGAGUCUGUCCCCAAGAGCAGUUGUCAUCUGACAGUGUUGGAAGCAUUUCGUGAUGAUUGAAUCCAUCUGGGCUCUUUAGUGUUUUAAGUCCUUCAAAGUGCGAGGCUGGGCUCUGAAAAGGGACUGUGUAAUGGUGGCAGCGCGCCACAUCUGCUCUCUGGGUGCACUGACUCGAAUCUGCUCCCUUUAAUGAUUAAAGUUUGGCUUGGGAUUUCCCCCCGCCUGCUAGCCCUGCAGAACUAACACAAGCUACACGAACAAGAGCCAGAGUCCGUUCUGCCUCACGUGCCAGCAGCCUUGUUUUAACCCAACACAGGGCGAGGUGCAGGUCCCGCUCCUGGUGUGCUGCGAGGCGCUGAGCACCGCGCUCCCCCUGGGCACUGCUCCUAGGGGGAAGGAGCCCCGUGUCCUUCAUGAGGGGAUGGAGGAAAAAUUAGCACAGGGAGAUAAAGUGGCCAUCUGGGAAUAACGUCCUCCAGCCUGCUGCUGCUGGUGGAGAAGAGGGACAGGGCAGAGCUCAUUG
Messenger RNA from Anas platyrhynchos (mallard), 3250 nucleotides. The record is from RefSeq and is a predicted model, not a curated record. Lineage: Eukaryota; Metazoa; Chordata; Aves; Anseriformes; Anatidae.